Molecule: messenger RNA, 630 nt
Organism: Talaromyces marneffei
Lineage: Eukaryota; Fungi; Ascomycota; Eurotiomycetes; Eurotiales; Trichocomaceae
Exons: 3
Coding region: 1-630 (209 amino acids)
Source: RefSeq, a predicted model, not a curated record
AUGAGUCCACCAUUCCACGGCUGCAGAGAUAUACAAUCCCUAAAACUUACCAUACCUAUCCAAGCAGUCAUCUUUGACCUCCUCACAGCUCUCCUCGAUAGCUGGAGUCUCUGGGACAAAGCAACAAACAAUGAUCCCGAACAAGGCUACAAAUGGCGAAGGCGAUAUCUCGAACUGACGUUUGGAUGCGGCGCAUACCAGCCCUACGAAGACCUCGUCCGUGCUUCAGCGAAAGAUCCAUGGCCAGAAGUCAAAGACACCCUUGGUCGGUUAAAAGUAAAGGGCUAUGCGUUAGGAGUAGUAUCGAAUUGCUCCAUUGAGCUCGGCCGGCGCGCCCUACAGAGAUGUGAAACGGCGGACUCGACAACAUUCGAUGCAUUUGUCACCGCUGAGGAAGUCGGCUUCUACAAACCUCAUCCAGAUACAUAUCGCGCUAUUCUUUCGGCUCUCGACGUGAAGCCGCACGAAGCCAUCUUUGUCGCGGGUAGCAGCGGGGAUGUUGUUGGAGCGGCGGCUGUUGGGAUGCAGGUUGUAUGGCACAAUCGAAUUGGACUGCCGGCUUUGCCUGGUUCUGCGCCUUUGGUUGAAGCGCGUUCGUUGGAUGUUGUGUUGGAGGGGUUUCUAGGGUGA